AAACCAGUUGAGUAACUGGCGACAGGACUCUAUAAUCAAUGUGGUGUCAGCUGGAAGGACGCGGGGUCCGGAUCUCACCUAAACGCUGAUACGUCCUGGGAGUGAUGCACUGGCUUCCCCUGGUUGCCAUGGUGAUUGCCUCGGCCCUGCCAUUCCCUCACGACCCCGUGUACAGGAUUGCUGCCGCGACGACGGAGCCCGGCUUUGACAACCGCGGGGAGCAUGACCCGGCCGCUCGCCUCGCAGCUCCCGCCUCGGACUACAACUUCCACGGAAAUGCCUCACAGACGGACUACAACAUGGCCGCCGCCCUUAGCCGACAAAACCUCCAGAGCCGUAGGGAUUAUGUGAAAUCCUCCACAGAUGUAGAGACGUCCACGUUCAGAGUGGAGAAUCGGGGAAUCUACAAAGCAAAUAGCAACUCAGGCAGCGAUGACAAAAGCAGAACCAGUGUGGACGUUCCCACGGAAGGAGGGACACUCAGGACCGAGGAGGUUUCCCGGGACAAUUCUCUACCAAAGGACUACAAAGCUGACAGCAGCAGCAGGCGAGACUACUCCAAUUUUGUGGACUUUUCUAAGAAGGACAAUCAUCAGGACUCUACAGAAAGACUGGUUUCUACAGCGGGAACCCAGAGUCCCGUCAGUCCUGCUGCUAGUCUGAAGGAUCAAAGAGGACCAGGUCCGACUGCUCCCUCGGAGAAGCUGAGGGAUUCACCCACAACCGGGACAGGAAGCGCGUGGACAACGGGGGCUGGAAGAGGUCUGACCGUGGACAGCUUGAACCUGGAGGCGGGGCUUGGGACCGGCCUGGACGAGAUGUUUCUGGACGCACAUCCGCGGGUCCUGUUCUCGCCGUCCCCGUCGCCUCCAGAGCACCCGCCGCUCCUGCUCAUGUUGGAGACGGGCCUGCUGGAGGAGGACAGGGACGGAGAGGCGCAGGAGGACAUGCACAUCGAGGGUCACGGGGACCGGGCGAUCGACAGGACCCUGAGCUGGGCGGACUCUCCCAGCGCCGCCGAGGUCGCCCAUCCCGCCCAUCCCGCCAAAAGGGAUAAACGCUCACACUUGAACGACAGAAGGAGAGGGGAAAAGUCGGUGUGCGAGGCGGAGAGCGUCUGGGUCACCGACAAGAAGACGGCCAUCGACUCCCACGGUCAGAAGGUCACCAUCCUGCAGGAGAUCCAGACCCAGACGGGACCACUCAAACAGUACUUCUACGAGACUCGCUGUCGCGCGGCCGAGCAGUUUAGCGACACCGGCAGGUCGAAGGCCGGCACGGCGCCAAAAUCCGUCGGGACGGGCGUGGCCGGGCCGGCUGCUUGGGCGUGGACAAGAAACAGUGGGUGAGCGAGUGCAAAGCCAAGCAGUCGUACGUCCGAGCGCUCACCAAGGACGCCAACAACCGGACCGGGUGGAGGUGGAUCCGCAUCGACUCGUCCUGCGUGUGCGUGCUGCUGUCCAGAACCAAUCAGGCGUUGGGGAGGGAGGUCAUGACCAGGAAGGGGAGAGGC
Molecule: messenger RNA, 1513 nt
Organism: Anoplopoma fimbria (sablefish)
Lineage: Eukaryota; Metazoa; Chordata; Actinopteri; Perciformes; Anoplopomatidae
Exons: 2
Coding region: 105-1349 (414 amino acids)
Biological process (GO): positive regulation of peptidyl-serine phosphorylation; cell surface receptor protein tyrosine kinase signaling pathway; memory
Molecular function (GO): nerve growth factor receptor binding; growth factor activity
Source: RefSeq, a predicted model, not a curated record